GUUUGUGUGCUUCUUAUUUUAUUUCCUACCCUACCAUCCUUCUUCUGCUUAAUUCUUCAACGUUCCGCCUUUUCCCAUCAUCCUCUUAUGAACCUUCCCAUCCCCAUCUUGUAGAUACCCUUUAUGCAAAUUCAUUUAGCGAAAUCAAACGUAGAUUGGGUUUACUAUGCCGAUUCGAGGGAUAAACUCAACCCGCACAAUCGCACUGCUUGUCGAGCGUCAACCUCGCCGGCCGGUUGCUAUUGGCCACGUGGCAAAAUGCUCGGCGGUUCAGGAGCAAUGAACGCCAUGGUGUACAUUCGCGGUAAUGCACGCGACUACGAUGCGUGGGAGUUCGAGGGCAAUUCUGGCUGGGGAUGGCGGGACGUUUUGCCGUACUUUCGCAAAUCGGAAAACAAUCACGACGCGGCAGUCCUCGGCGAUGGUACGUAUCACGGAACGGGAGGAUAUUUGUCCGUUAGUAGUGCCUCAGGUCAUUCCGGCCACAUGGAACAUCUGAUAGCAGCGGUACAGGAAAGCGGAUACGACUACUUGGAAGAUUUCAAUGGCGAAAAUCAUAUCGGUUUCGGUCGGGUGCAGCUUAACACGAUCGAAGGUGCUCGGUGCAGUCCGGCGAAGGCAUUCCUUGCACCUAUCAAGGACCGUCGAAACUUGCAUGUUAUUAAACGAGCACUUGCAACGAAGCUUGAGGUUGAUGCGCAUCAGCGGGUAUCAUCAGUGCGGUUUGUAAUUGACGAGCAUAACGAUUCUUCAAACGACCAGAUGCGUGUGCUGGAGGUUAAGGUGCGCAAGGAGACGAUCGUUUCGGCUGGUGCAGUAAACACGCCGCAGCUGCUCAUGCUCUCGGGAAUUGGGCAGGAAGAGGAUCUGCGCGAGCACGGCAUUAGGAUCGUAUCCGACCUACCCGUUGGACGCAAUCUUCAGGACCAUGUGAUGGUGCCACUGUUUUAUUGCAUCAAUCGUUCGUCAGCCACCGAUUUUGAUCUGAACCGGAAUGUAAUAGGACAUAUGUACGAUUAUCUGAUGCAUCGGAAUGGUCCACUAAGCGAGAUUGGUAUCAACGCUUUCACGGGAUUUGUAAACACGGUCAAUCAUUCGGAUCCAUUUCCGAACAUACAGUACCAUCAUAUGUAUUCUCGUAAGCGGUCGAAUAUAGCUGGUCGCUGGCUGAGAAUGAUGGAGCUGGACGGGCCUUUCAGCAGCAGCGUGACGGACGCUAACAAUGAAGCGGAUGUGCUAGGUGCAUUCGUAAUUUUGUUAAAGCCAAAGUCAUGGGGUCGAAUAAGGUUGCAAUCAGGGCAGAUCGAACAGAAACCUAAAAUUGAUGCCGGUUACCUCACACACCGACAGGAUAUCGAAACACUAAUCGAAGGUAUCCGCAUACAUCAAGACAUCAUGGCAACGGAUGCCGCUAAAUCGAUGGAACCCGAGCCGGUACGGAUCGAGCUGCCAAGUUGUCAGGACGAACUGUACGAUUCCAACGCGUACUGGGAGUGUUACAUUCGAGAACUUACCCUGACACUUUACCAUCCAGUGGGGACAGCAAAGAUGGGCCAUUCUAAUGAUCCGGACGCGGUAGUCGAUCCAAGAUUGCGCGUCAAAGGCGUGGCGGGGCUACGGGUGGUCGACGCUAGCAUCAUGCCUGACAUUGUGAGCGGUAACACGAAUGCGGCAGUUAUCAUGAUUGGCGAAAAAGCGUCCGACAUGAUAAAGCAGGAUCAUGAAUGGAAUGAGGAAGAAAAGCAGCGUAAUUGAGAAAUGAUACUUUGAAGAAGGAAACACGAGAAUGUGUCAAAAAAGGCCUAUUACUGUA
Messenger RNA from Anopheles gambiae (African malaria mosquito), 1813 nucleotides. Its product is annotated as glucose dehydrogenase [FAD, quinone]. Gene Ontology annotation, molecular function: flavin adenine dinucleotide binding; ecdysone oxidase activity. Lineage: Eukaryota; Metazoa; Arthropoda; Insecta; Diptera; Culicidae. The record is from RefSeq and is a predicted model, not a curated record. The coding region runs from base 124 to 1755 and encodes 543 amino acids. The transcript has a single exon.